AUGUUUGUCAGCAGAUCAAUUGAGACCUCAGCGGAUGUGCCCAUGAUGCGCUUGGGCCGCACUGGAGAUCAGAGCAUAUGUGACUGGAUACCACUUGAGCAGGAUUGGAGUCAACGCUGGUGCACGCUACCCACGCGUUUCAUAGAUUAUAAGGAACGCAUUGAUGAGUUUGAAACGCUUGAUGGGGAUGUCUAUGUAGUGUCUUAUAUGAAAAGCGGCAAUACCUGGUUGUUAAGACUUGUUUGGAUGAUGUGCAAUAAUCUGGACUUUGAAAUGGCCAAGUCCAACUAUUUGGUUAGCCCAAGAAUGGAGUAUUUGGACACCAAAAGCAGCGUGGACUCCAUAGAUAACUGCAAGGAGCUAAAUAGGCCACGCGUUAUUAAAUCUCAUCUGCCGCCUCAAUUGCUGCCUCAUCGAAUCUGGCAGCAAGCUCACAAAUACAUCUACAUUGCUCGCAAUCCCAAGGACGUUAUUGUCUCUAGCUAUAGUUUCCUAACUAGCAUUGGACUCUACCUAGGCGACCUGGACAACUUUGUUGAUGAUUUCUUAAACGAUAAAGUUCUAUAUACUUCAUACUGGACACAUGUGAUUGAUAAUUGGCGCAUGAGAAACGAGCCCAACAUUUUUUUCGUUACCUACGAGGACAUGCAAAGAGAUUUCAAAGCUGUCAUAGUGAAUUUAAUAAAGUUCUUGGAGCUACCAAGCUUAACUAGCAUUGAAAUUGAUAAGCUUAUAAAACACUUAUCAUUCGAAAAUAUAAGAGCUGGCAAAUACACAAAUCCAACGCAGCUCAUAAAGGACUUUGAAAAAUCAACAAAAGACUUUAAUUUUAUGCGACGUGGUAUUGUUGGUUCUUACAAGGACGAGUUAACGGCUCUUCAAAUAGACAUGAUAGAUAAAUGGACUGCGGAUUUUCUAAAGCAAUAUGAGCUACAGGAAACUGAUAUAUUUGGUCAAUUGUAA
Messenger RNA from Drosophila busckii, 963 nucleotides. RefSeq names its product sulfotransferase 1E1-like. NCBI's taxonomy places the organism in Eukaryota, Metazoa, Arthropoda, Insecta, Diptera, Drosophilidae. The transcript has 4 exons. Gene Ontology annotation, molecular function: sulfotransferase activity. Gene Ontology annotation, biological process: sulfation. Bases 1 to 963 code for a protein of 320 amino acids. Gene Ontology annotation, cellular component: cytoplasm. The record is from RefSeq and is a predicted model, not a curated record.